Molecule: messenger RNA, 2547 nt
Organism: Misgurnus anguillicaudatus (oriental weatherfish)
Lineage: Eukaryota; Metazoa; Chordata; Actinopteri; Cypriniformes; Cobitidae
Gene: msx3
Product: muscle segment homeobox 3
Biological process (GO): embryonic morphogenesis; regulation of transcription by RNA polymerase II
Cellular component (GO): nucleus
Molecular function (GO): DNA-binding transcription factor activity, RNA polymerase II-specific; RNA polymerase II transcription regulatory region sequence-specific DNA binding
Source: RefSeq, a predicted model, not a curated record
CGUCGCAAAAGCGCGACGGCAGAAGGGAAAAGCAGUGCUGGACAAGUAAAUUCAGGACGACUCUUAUUGUAUGGCCCCUUUAUCAUCCAUGAUGAAUUCUGUUCAAGAGCCACAAGAAGGAAAACUACAGGACGGCAGAAGCGCGGACAAAGAAGAGGCUCAGAACAACGAUAAAGCGCCUGUCAAAGGAUGUAAAAGCAAAACUUUGAGUCUUCCGUUCAGUGUGGAGUCUUUAAUAUCAGACAGAACGAACACAAGGACUUUAUACACAUCAUCUGAAUCGGGUAUUAUAUCUCCGACAUCUGGUGCAGAUGAGAGACUGAGGCUCUCGCCCAUGGCUCUUUACGCAGAUAGGAAAAUCCCAAACGAGAGCGUCUCCAACUUAUCCGACUGCAAGGGAGGAGAUAUGGAGGAACUUACUAACAAGGGACAGUCGGGCUGGUUUCAGACAACUUCGUACACUUCUCCGCCAAGACACUCAAGUCCACCCCCGUGUACCCUCAGAAAACACAAGAACAACCGAAAACCGCGGACCCCGUUCACCACCUCGCAGCUACUUGCUCUGGAGAGAAAAUUUCGUCAAAAACAGUAUCUUUCCAUUGCAGAAAGAGCGGAAUUUUCCAAUUCACUUAAUCUUACUGAGACUCAAGUUAAAAUUUGGUUUCAAAACAGACGGGCGAAGGCAAAAAGACUUCAAGAGGCCGAGUUGGAGAAACUGAAACUUGCAACCAAGCCCUUACUACCAGCGUUCGCCUUUCCGUUCCCACUAGGGACACAUGUUGGUUCUCCAUCCCUCUACGGACCGUCAAGUUCCUUCCCUAGACCUGCGUUACCCGUCCCAGGACUUUUUGGUGGGCCAGUGACCUACGGAAUGUAUUAUUUGUCUUAACCCGACGAAGCACGUUUUUCAUAUAAUUCACUGUCUGGCAGUCAAAAGACGAGUGAAAUAGCAAAUCUGUUCUUUUUUAAAUAACUUCAUCAAAUAUCCAACUUAAAAAGAAAUGCAUAUUGUCAUCUACACAGUUUAUGCCAAAUUAAUUCCAGAAUUGGCUUAAAACGUUAGAAAUAGCCUAGAAAAAGAGUGCAAUGUGUCUUCCCCUGAAUACUUUAUUUUGUAAUUUAAAACAACGCAGACAUUCAACUGUGUGUCUUUUUUCCCUUGAAGAAAUUUAUUUCCAAGAGAUUAUUUCUAUGUAAAUUUAGAAAAGUUUAGGACAUCGUCACUUGUUGAUACGCGACGUGCGAGAAAACAACUUUUGAGUUGUGAAUGGCAUGGUCAGAAUAUUACACUAAAAUACAAAUUCUUUUAGUUCAACUACGAAAUUUUCAUUACUUGGCUAUAAGCUAACUAAUUCGGCACUAAAUGGACAGUAAAUUAUUAUUCAAACGAAUAGGCCUGCAUGUCGUUUCUUUAUGAAAACCAAAAAUAUUGUAGCCUUAUUUUUGACACAGAUUGUUCCCAGCAAUCAUUUUUGAAAUGUACACUGCUAACGGAUUUAUUUUUGUUGUCAACAAUUUGACAAUACCCAAUUUAGUUUAAACUACGUUGCCCAUUUCAUUGAUUUUUUUAGUACAAGGAAAAACUACAUGCAGUCAAACAGCAUCUCCGUUAUCCCAUAAUUUACUUUACAUUUAGCCUACUCCCAAACCAUAGUUUAUUUUUUCAUUCUGUUGGUUUAUAGAGCAUUUUGGCCUGUGUUUGAUUUCUCAUCUGUUUAGAAAUAAUCCCUUAAAUAGGCUACAUGUAUGCUAGUUUGUAAGAUUAAUCUCUAGAUUUAUUAUUGUAAAUACACGUAUAUUUUACAGAUUUUGCAUUCCUUUUUUGAAUAAAUUGCAAAUCGGAUUGCUGAUAUUUAUACACUGUUUACAUGUAUCUUCUGUAAAUUAUUGUAUAUUUUAUAUGUACAUACAAAUUAGAAAAAUAAUCUUUUGCAUUAAAAAACAAUAAAUCUCACAGAGACUAAUAUGUACACUGUCAUUACUAAGAUGUUGAAAACAAAAUUCAAGAAAACAAUAUAACUUAAUCCUCAAAAUGUUUUUAUUCUUUUCUAUUCUUGUUCCCUUUUUUCAUACCCUUUAUAUGCAUAGUUUUUUGUUUUAUUGUUGCAAUUUAACAAGCUGUUUCGUAUAGUAAAAUAUUUCAGGAAUCCGACAGUAUUUGAAAUAUAAGAAAAUAGCGCAAAAUGCACUAUAUGGUACAGGUUUAUUUCUUUCAGAAGUCACGGAAAAAUUAUUAAAGUUAUAAAGAAUAUAAAUAAAAACUUUUAAGUUUUACGUUAAACAUUAUUGCCACUAAAUUAAUAAACCAAGGUCAGCACGUGCAGCAUAAAAACUUCAUGAGGUAUGUUUAUUGCAACAAAAUGAAACUAAUUUGAUAUAUAGUCGUUGCAAUUACUUUCAUUACUUGUAUAGUUUAGCAUCGCAAACGAGAAAUCAAUUUGCGCCGCUUGUUGAAAGCACAUAAACUGUUACACAAUAAAACUUUUAGACUCCAUCAAUAAAAUAUAUAUUAAAAUAUUUAAUAUUAAAAUAUUAUGACUUUAGCUA